Molecule: messenger RNA, 1251 nt
Organism: Penicillium psychrosexuale
Lineage: Eukaryota; Fungi; Ascomycota; Eurotiomycetes; Eurotiales; Aspergillaceae
Exons: 3
Coding region: 1-1251 (416 amino acids)
Source: RefSeq, a predicted model, not a curated record
AUGGGCGAUACUCCCGUAAAUACAACCCCCCAAUUUUGGUGCUUUAUCCUGAGAUGGGAAAGACUUGAACAAAUGCUUGUCUCCAUGAAGAAAAUAACAACCUCCUCCAUCCCCCAGCGGAGUCUACAGCUUCUGCGAAUUGAUCUCAAUCAUCUAGACAUUGCUUCUGGGAUAACUUCGCCUUCGGUCACGCAUUAUUUCAUGCCACGAAGAGGUACACCUAGGAUAGAGAAGAUAUGUGCAGAUCCAAGCUGGGACUGGUUUCUAUCUCAAAAGGGCAACUACGGCAAAGGAACUUACCGUGCAGACUAUCUACUUCGACGUGUUUUCAUGGACUAUCAGGACUGCAGCAUUCCGGAAUUUUGGCCCUACGAGCUGGAUGGAGCGGAGGGUGAAGAAGAAGAGAAUUAUGAUGAUCCUACUGUUCAUGAGUCGGGUCGCCUUGAUAGCACUGAAGGCGACAAGGUGAGCGAUGGAAAGGACGACCCGGAUCAUAAGAGGGGAAGCGAUAGCGAGGAAAUACACAGUGACAAGGCACAGGAAGGGGAAAGUUUGAACUCCAAAAAAUAUGAUGAGAGUGAGGAAGAUGGCGACAAGAGCAAAGAGAGCGGUGACGAGAAUCGCAAACCAAGUGAUGAAAGUCAUGAUAAAAGCGAGAAGGAAGCAGAUAAUGACCAUGAGAUGGUGAUUGCGAAUACUUUCGACCUGGAUAUCCUCAAUUACGAGACAGAUGACUGGUCAGUCUACUGGUUCCAAAGACUAUACGGCCUCGAUCUCCCAGACAAAAUACACGGAAUCAAUAUCACAAGAUCAAUGGAGAUAGAUAACCCAUACAAAUCGCAUGCAUGGGCUCUGGUAGAUGUAACCUCGUGUGGUUACGAUCGCCCCUCGACUGCUGAGCUCAUAGCCUUGGUCAGCUGGGGUUUGAGAGGCAUGUUCCGUGAAUUCGAAUCGCUCGUCAACGCAAUUGAGUCAAAGGGUGUUCAUAGAUUCAGUGAAGUUUUUCCGACCAUGAUCAUAGUGUUUGACCAAAGAUGCUGCGCCCGUGUACUAUACGCCUACUUUGAUGGUAGAUUUCAGGUUCAAUUUACCCCGGUCUUGAAUUUUAAAGAAUUCACCGAGAUCAAGUCCUUAACCUUGGAUGCUUACAUGGGUCAGAUUGACAAGAAGAAGUACUACGACAUGAUGCACUCACUGCUUCGUUGGGCGUGGCCUCUUGACCAUUAUCGCACCAGUAUCGCUCAGCUCUAA